AUGGCGGUCAAUGAGCAUGUCGACAUUGCGACCGAGAAGGGUGAUGUUGUCUACCAUGAAGAGGCGACCACUGUCUCGCCUCCAUCAGAGCCGCAUGCUGUUGGUGCGGAAGCGAGCAUGACAUGGAAGACCUGGCUGGUCAUCGUCAUAUUGUCAUCCUGCUUUGGCAUAUCAUUCUGGCCUGUACCAACAACGGCUGCACUCCAAGCGAAGUUGGCACCACAACUCGGCGAUCUCACAGGCGUGACUUCAUACUGGUUCAUCCCUGCCUAUACGACUGGAAGCGCCCUUGGUUUCUUGAUUGCGGGAGCGAACAGUGAUCUCUUUGGGCGUCGACUGUUCCUCUUGUUCGGCGAGGUGAUGGCCGCUCUCGGAAUGACUGUCUCUGCGACUGCCAAGUCUUCCGAACAAUUCACCGCUGGACUCGCCCUUGCUGGUUUCGGUGGUGGCUUUUGCCAGAUGGCUAUGUGCUCUAUCCCUGAGCUCAUGCCAAACAAGUACCGACACAUUGGUAUCUGCUUAUCGGACGGCUUCGUCUUCCUUAUUGUGAUCAUCGGUCCGGUCGUCGGCCGUUAUGCUAUCGAUACUGAUGGCGGCUGGAGAUACAUCUACUACGGAGGCUUCAUUGCUCAAUUCAUAAGCUUGGUGUUACUCGCUUGGCUUUACCACCCGCCAAAGCACCCCCGUGGUGUGGCCUGGAAAGAGGCAUUGCCAGGACUGGACUAUGUCGGGACUGCACUAGUGGUGCCUGGCGUCUGCUUGGUCAUCGUGGGUAUCAUCAACACAACAUACAUGGCUACAACCAGUAAGAUGGUAUUAGCCCCGAUGUGUGUGGGUUUCGGCCUUCUGGUUGCUUUUGGCUUCUGGGAAACCCUGUCGAAGACUAAAUAUCCUCUAUGCCCUCCCCGUAUAUUCCGCUCUCACAACGGACGAGAGUUUACUGUGCCAUUUGUUGUGGCUUUCAUCGUCACUAUGUUUUACUACGGGAUCAAUAUUAUCUAUCCCACCAUGGUGAACGUGUUUUACAUCACACCUACGACUACCCGCUCAGAGCAAUUGCUGUUGACACUUCCCGGAAACAUCGGUCUCGUAUUCGGCGCCAUGUGCCUCAUAUGCUUCGGUAAUUUGAUUGGCCAUUGGAAAUGGACGCUCUGUAUAUCUUGGGCGGGCAUGACGCUCUGGGGUGGUCUCAUGGCCCUGGUCACGCCAUCCAACAAGGGACUGAUGAUCGCCUUUGCCUUUCUCGAGCAGACGUUCUUUGGUUGGGCGCAAUACGAGUCGAUUGCUUUCACUCAGCUCGGCGUUCACCAACAUGAUCUCGGCAUGUCUGGCGGUCUUGCAGGUGUUGCCCGAUAUGCGGGCGGCAGUCUUGCACAGGCAAUCUAUGUCAGCAUCCUCGCCAACUCACAGGGCCCGAAAGCCGCCAGCCUUGUCCCUGCAGCGGUGAUCCAGGCUGGCGGUACCUCCGCUAUGGCAACGGAGAUCCUGGCAGCUUUCCCACUUGGCGCUACAGCGCUGGCUAAAGUGCCUGGUGUGACAACGCAGAUACUUACUGCUGCCGGUACCGCUUACCAAUGGUCGUACGCUUAUGGUCUGCGCAUCACAGCUCUCUCCUCACUGGCAUUCGGCGGGCUCGGCUUCAUCAUGUGCUUGCUCUGCGAAAACAUUGAUGAAAAGAUGAAUUCGACAACUAACGUCUUUUUGGAGAACGAUGUCAAUGCGGACAAGAACGAGUAUCACUAA
Molecule: messenger RNA, 1743 nt
Organism: Recurvomyces mirabilis
Lineage: Eukaryota; Fungi; Ascomycota; Dothideomycetes; Mycosphaerellales; Teratosphaeriaceae
Exons: 9
Coding region: 1-1743 (580 amino acids)
Biological process (GO): transmembrane transport
Cellular component (GO): plasma membrane
Molecular function (GO): transmembrane transporter activity
Source: RefSeq, a predicted model, not a curated record